Molecule: messenger RNA, 1530 nt
Organism: Centruroides sculpturatus (bark scorpion)
Lineage: Eukaryota; Metazoa; Arthropoda; Arachnida; Scorpiones; Buthidae
Exons: 2
Coding region: 263-1456 (397 amino acids)
Source: RefSeq, a predicted model, not a curated record
AAACUAUUUUCAUAAUUCUUGAUGUUUUCAGCUGUGAUGUCAUUUGAGUCGUACAAAAUUAAUAUGUCAUAUAUUGACAUUAAAAAGAAACUAAUUAAAUUAAUGAAAACAUAUAGAAAGGAAUUUACAAGCCAAGAAUUUAAGAAGAUCGUAAACUUUAAUAAUUGUAUACCCGACUCUAAAUAUACCAUAAACAAUGCAGAUCAAUUGAUCUCAAGAUUAAUGCAAGGUCAAAGUAAAGAAUCUUAUAGAUUCCUAAUCUAUGUAUCCUUCAAUAAAUUGGAAUUUUAUUAUAGAAAGUUUAAGUAAAUAUAAUUUACCUUGUCACAUUUUAGAAUUUAUUCAGUUUACCUUUAAAAAUAAUUAUUUUAAAACUUCUACAGAAUAUUAUCGUCAAAGAGACGGGAUUGCAAUGGGAUCAGUAAUCGGCCCAAAACUUGCAGAUAUUUGUAUGACAUCAUUAGAUGAAAAAAUCUUCCAGUUUCAAUGUAUUGUUUUUUAUACUAGAUAUGUGGAUGACAUAUUAAUUUUGUACGACUCAAAUGACAUCACAGCUGAAAACAUCAAGAAUUAUGCAAAUAGUUUAAAUAAUAACAUUAAAUUUACUUAUGAAGAAGAAAGAAAUUAUGAAAUUAAUUAUUUAGAUGUAAUAAUUACAAGACAAAAUGAAACAUUGUUGUUUCGUAAGUAUGAAAAAAUAUGUAAUAAUAAUAAGGUGAUUAAAUAUAAAUCAUAUUGUCCUAUAGGAAUAAAACGAAACGUUUUUUUGAUGGAAUUAAAGAAAAUAUUUAAUAGAACAACAUUAAAAAAAUAUAUUGAAAUAGAGACUAAGAAUCUUUUUAAAAAAUAUUUAUUAAAUGAUUACCCACAACAGCUUAUACAUAGGUGGUAUAUUACGUAUAUUAAUAAUAGAUAUAAUGUCAAAAAUAGAAAAAUAGAAAAUUUAUAUAUUAAAAUUCCGUACAUUUCAAAAUUUUAUGAAAAAUAUAAAAUUUAUAUUAAAGAAUUAUUUUUUGUCAACUUAGUAGGUGAACAGAGAAAUAAAUUAAACAAAAGCAUUUGUUUGAUUAAUAAAGCAAAUGAGAUACAAUUGAAGAAUCCUUUGGAAGUAGCAGGAGUCGUAUAUGAGUUGAUGUGCACGUGUACAGAAUGGAAAUACUAUAUUGGAGAAACAGGAAGAAAACUGGAAGUGAGGCUGAAAGAGCAUGAAGCGGCAAUCCGACUAAAUAGAACAGAAUCCCCGUGGCAACAACACUGCAGUAUAACAAAUUGUAUUAUUGACCGAAAUAAUAUUAAAAUAUUGUAUAAAGUAAAAAAUCUUGUAAAAAGACGCAUCAUAGAACAUUAUUGUAUUAAAGGACAUGUAAAUUGUAUAAAUUUAAAUACCGGCGCAUGUGUUAAUGCAUGCUGGGAUAGCUUGAUAGAGUAUAAAAGUACUGGCAACGUAACAAUGUAAUAUCCACUGAUGAGGCUGACAAGCGAAAUAUAUAUGGAUAAAAAAUUGGAUAAAAAUAGAAAAAUAAAGUAAGA